This is a messenger RNA of Acanthaster planci (crown-of-thorns starfish), 1122 nucleotides long. Its product is annotated as melatonin receptor type 1B-B-like. The record is from RefSeq and is a predicted model, not a curated record. Gene Ontology annotation, cellular component: membrane. Gene Ontology annotation, biological process: G protein-coupled receptor signaling pathway. Gene Ontology annotation, molecular function: G protein-coupled receptor activity. NCBI's taxonomy places the organism in Eukaryota, Metazoa, Echinodermata, Asteroidea, Valvatida, Acanthasteridae.
AUGGAAAAUUCACCAAACACCACCCCAUUUGCAUCAGGUAAGGAAAACUCGUCAGACUCUUACGAUGUCGACUCUGAGAAUGGAAUAAUCGCGUAUAGAUAUUUUUUUGAAAGGCAGAUCAUAUCGGCCAUGUUUAUCGUUGCCACCGUAGUUGGGAGUCUUGGAAACUCUUUUGUCCUUGCGGCUGUUGCCAUGUCCAGGAAACUCCGGACAACUACCAACGUCUUUGUGGUCAACCUAGCAUUUGGUGACAUGUUGACCUGCCUUUUUCUACCAUGGCAGGCGGUAGCGAUCCUCGGCAGUGACGGCUGGCCGAUACCUGCCGCCAGAUGGGUGUGCGCCAUGGCGGGAUUCGUCAUCGUUGUCACCUACGGCUGCAGCAUCAACAACCUCGCGCUGAUCGCCGUCAACCGCUGGGUGGGUAUCACCAAGUCUUGCUUCACCACCCGUCGCAUCUAUACCACCCGUAAGCUCGCCCUAAUGGUUAUCUUCUCCUGGGCUUUACCACUGUGUUGCGGCUUGACUCCAGUUCUGACAGACUUCGGUAAACUUGGCUACGAAAAGCUUUACUCGACUUGUACCUGGGAUAGAUCCAACCCAUACUCAUUCUAUUACAACAUAUUAGUCACGGCAAUCUACUAUCCGGUUCAGUUGAUUAUCAUUGUGGUCUGCUACACUUCAAUAUUCUGCUAUGUCCGGAAGACGUCGCAGAAGAUGGCCCGAAUAGAUGCCCCGUCCGUCUCAGAUAAAGUCAGCGGCGGAGUAUCAAGCCGUGUCAUGAGGAAGAAGCUGUGGAAGAGGCAACUUGACGUCACCAAGAACCUGCUCUACAUCGUCUUGGCAUUCGUCCUCUGUCUCACCCCUUACUUCAUGGCUAUCACAGUCACGGCAGACUGGACCUACCGCGUCACUCCCUGGGCGGGGGCCUUUCUAUUCUGCAAUAGCUGCGUCAACCCCAUCAUCUAUGCAACCUCGCACCCAGAUUUCAAAGAGGCUUUUGGCUACAUGAUAAGGUGUCGUAAAAAUCCCAAGGGCAGAUCCAGCCAGCGUAACACUUGCAGCACAGCCGCCAGCUCACGGGUUAAUCACGGUUACGCAGCAGAAAACAGUCAAAGACUUUGA